Messenger RNA from Lycium barbarum (goji berry), 1110 nucleotides. RefSeq names its product protein neprosin-like. NCBI's taxonomy places the organism in Eukaryota, Viridiplantae, Streptophyta, Magnoliopsida, Solanales, Solanaceae. The transcript is spliced from 6 exons. Bases 67 to 1020 code for a protein of 317 amino acids. The record is from RefSeq and is a predicted model, not a curated record.
AGAGUUUUCACGUUAUGCUGAUUAGUUUGAUUUGUUUUGAAAAGACCUUACAUAGCCUACAAAAGAAUGAAUGAAUUCAGGAUGCAUCAAAGAAUUGUUCAACAAAUUCUCCUGGUGCUAUAUUUAAUUUUGAGUUGUAAUGGGUUACAAGGAGAAAAAAAGCUAUCCAAAUUAGAGAACAUGGAGUUAGAGAAACAGCUAAAACUUUUGAACAAGCCAGCAAUCAAAACAAUUAAGAGCAACAACAAUAGUGAGCAAAAAGGAAGAUACAUAUCUUCACGAGGAUAUAAGCUUGCAAUAGCUCAAACUCCAAAUGAUCCAAAUAACAAGUUUGCGGGAGCUGGAAUGGCAACUAGUUUGUACAAUCCGCUCGUUGAAGGCAAACAACAUAGUGCUUGUCGACUAAAAAUACAAAAAGUGUCGGAUAUCUUACAAGUUGGUUGGAGAGUGGAUCCAACAUUAUAUGGGGAUAAUAAAAUCAGGCUUUUUAUACAUUUUCAGGCAGGCAAAAUUCAUUGUUUCAAUACAUUAUGUCUUGGUUUUGUACAAGUAAACACAGAAAUACCUCUUGAUAUGUCAUACGAGAACCAUAUUUCACAACGUGAAGUGAAGACAUGGGAGGAGACAAUGUACAUUGAGAGGGAUCUAGUCGAUGGAAAUUGGUGGCUUCUAAUGGAAGAUAACUAUGAACGAGUUGGUUUUUGGCCGCAAAGGAUCUUCACUGACUUGGCAAGUUUUGCUACGAAUGUUGAAUGGGGAGGAAUUGUUUAUAGUCCACCAGGUGUACCUGAACCUCCAAUGGGCUCAAGCUUUUUCCCGAGCAAAUACCCUGCUUAUGAUGGUUAUUGUAAAAGCAUUGCAGUUUUAAACGACAAAGGAGGGACUGUUGAAGUAAAUAAAGUACACACACAUGUCGAUAGUUUUAAUGUGUACAAGGUUUUAUUCGAACGACUUCCGGAAGGUUCAAAGUCAUUUAAUUAUGUUCUUUAUGGUGGACCUGGUGGGAGUAUACCGGUCUAAGUCUUGUUAAUUAGUACUAUAAUGAUAUUUAUGUUCAAUGUCUAAUGAAUUACAUGGAGUAUUCUUGAUGAAUUUAUAAUUGGAUUCAUU